Messenger RNA from Rubroshorea leprosula, 760 nucleotides. NCBI's taxonomy places the organism in Eukaryota, Viridiplantae, Streptophyta, Magnoliopsida, Malvales, Dipterocarpaceae. The record is from the annotation of a GenBank genome assembly.
UUAUGAAUUAGGAAGAGUUGUUGAACAGCAUUAACAUCUUUUUCUCUAUAUAACCUCACAUCAUGUUCUUCUCUCCCCAUCCUUAUCCAACCAGCAAUUAAUUAAGCAAAAACUUCUCCGGUUUCCGAUUCGAUUUCCGGUAAUGGCAGCUAUGAGGAUGGACAGAAUUGUUCUUGUGACAGUUGUUUUUGUGGCGGCGUUUUGGGGAGGAGCUGUGGCACAAUCAAGUUCUUGUUCCAGUGCUAUUGUUAGCCUGUCUCCAUGUCUGAAUUACAUCACUGGAAAUUCAUCCACCCCGUCUUCUUCCUGCUGCACGGGGCUGUCCAGCGUAGUGGCGUCCAAUCCGCUGUGCCUGUGCCAGAUUCUCAAUAACGGCGGCUCUUCACUGGGUAUUACUAUUAACCAGACUCGGGCCUUGGAGCUCCCAAAAGCCUGCAAUGUCCAGACUCCCUCUAUUAGCCAGUGCAACGCUCCAACUGGGUCUCCCUCAGCUUCUCCUUCAGGAUCUAAGACUUCGCCAUCAACAACAACAACUCCGACUACAUCAGAUUCCAACAACACAAAGAUGACAAUUUCUGUGCUCUUCUUCUUCAUCUUUGUCGCUUUGCGUGGUUCGAGCCUCAUUGCCAUCUGAGGAGCUCUCCUUAUCUCUUCGCCAUGGAUUAUGGACCUUGUAUUCUUUUCAGAUAUUUUUAUUGUACGAAUAAAUUAUUUUGCCUGUAUUAGUAAUUUUUUGUUAAAAUAAAAACAGUUGCUUGUU